This is a messenger RNA of Oryzias melastigma (Indian medaka), 4585 nucleotides long. RefSeq names its product zinc finger and BTB domain containing 7B (gene zbtb7b). Bases 687 to 2372 code for a protein of 561 amino acids. Gene Ontology annotation, molecular function: DNA-binding transcription factor activity, RNA polymerase II-specific; RNA polymerase II cis-regulatory region sequence-specific DNA binding; protein binding. Gene Ontology annotation, biological process: regulation of transcription by RNA polymerase II; positive regulation of gene expression. The record is from RefSeq and is a predicted model, not a curated record. The transcript has 5 exons. Lineage: Eukaryota; Metazoa; Chordata; Actinopteri; Beloniformes; Adrianichthyidae.
ACCUUUACGCAGCGGUGCCCAAGAAGGAGGAGGAGGAGGAAGAGGAGGAGCGGGGUCUCCUAACCUGCCCAUCUUCCUCCUCCCUCCGACAGACACCGCCACCGGCCUAUCCGACCACGGCCGGACCCCGUCAGUCCCUGCCCACCCCGGCGGUCCCCUCUCCAGCCAAUCCGCGGCUGGGCGUAAGUAGGGCAAGCCGCUUCCUGGUUCUCAGAAAGAAGAAGAAGCUGGGAGCCGGAGUGGGCGAGAGGAGGCGACACGCGGGGGGUCAGAGGAGCCCCACGGAGCCGGCGGUGCGCAGGGAGGACAGACGGACGAGAUGAUUCUAGUGACUGAUUCAGAGGAACUCCCGAGAGUUGAAGUGGAGCGUCCGUCCUCCACGACACAAGCGCAAAACCAGAGAAAGGGUUAAAUAAAGCGAGUUUUUAAAGUAGGAGAAGUGUGCAGGGUGGGACGGAGAGAUCCAGGAAGUGUGGAGGUUGUUCAGGUGGGAGGCGACGCGUCGGGGACAGGUGACACACCGGCACUCAGGGACAUCACGGGAGGCUGGGACAUCACCGAAGAGGCUACAGUCCUGGGGAAGCUUGUCACCGAGAGGCGGAUCUGAAACACCAACUGGGAGGAGAGACGACAGACACAGACAGCAGGCACACAUCUUCUUCUGGGUUUAUGGACUGGAGGUAGCAAUGUCUCCAGGAGAGGACGGUCUGAUAGGGAUUCCCUUCCCGGAGCACAGCAAUGAGCUCUUGUCCCACCUCAAUGACCAGAGACGGACAGGAAUCCUGUGUGAUCUCACCCUCACCUCUCGCGGAGCUCGGUACCCAACUCACCGCUCCGUCAUGGCUGCUGUCAGUUUGUACUUUCGCGGGUUGUUUGGAGCUGAGGAAGCGAGUGGUGAGGUAGGAGGGGGCUUCAGUGUUUGCCAGCUGGACUGCGUGGCACCUGAUGCCCUGGACGCCCUCUUGGAGUUUGCCUACACAGCUACUCUUACAAUCCCCAGCUCUGGGAUGAGGGAUGUUCUCCGGGGUGCCCAGCUUUUGGGCAUCCAAUGUGUGGCUGACGCCUGCAGAGACAUCCUCGGGGAGACGGCGGAGGUGGAGGGGGAGAAAGCGGAGGAGCAGCGGAUCCAGGACCAAGCUACUGGGACAAUUACGAAGGAAGUGAUUGGCAUUAAAAAAGCGUCUAGAAGAAAAACUGACAAAAGGAUGGUUAAGAAGAUUGGGUCAAACCAUAUCAACGCCUCACCUAUAAGGUCACUGGCUGCCUCUCCCGCCUCCCACCCUUCACCCGGAUCUGACAACUUCCGCUCCCUACCUUCCACCCAGCCUCCCAGCCCUGAACAAGAGGAUCUUCACUGCAAACCAAGGCAGAACGGGGAUCCCAGGGCAAUUGGAGGUUUGGGUAGGGGGGCCACAGCCAAUGGCAGUCUCCUCCAUUGGCAACAGGAGCGCUCCCCUUUAGCACACGCACCACCUGUCCAGUCUCAGAGCGAUAAGCUGUCUGAAGACGACGAGAUGGGAGGUUUAGGGGAUGAUGUCUUGCGAAUGGGAGGCAAUGCUAUGACGACCUCAUUAGCUGAUUCAGGUGCAGCCUCUUCAAUUGCAGGCAUGGGAAGGAAAAGGAAGUCUCAGACCCCUCAGCAGUGUCCAGUCUGCCAGAAAAUCAUCCAUGGGGCGGGAAAACUGCCCCGGCACAUGAGGACGCACACUGGAGAGAAACCCUUCCAGUGCUCCACCUGCGGCGUUCGUUUCACUCGCAAUGAUAAGUUAAAGAUCCACAUGAGGAAGCACACAGGUGAACGCCCUUACCCUUGUCCACACUGCCCUGCGCGGUUCCUUCAUUCAUACGACCUCAAGAACCACCUGUCCCUGCACAGUGGGGCGCGGCCCUUCGAGUGCCCGCUGUGCCAUAAGGCCUUUGCCCGAGAAGACCACCUCCAGCGUCAUCGCAAAGGCCAAAGCUGCCUGGAGCUGCGCACACGGCGGCCCAGGCGUGGGCCAGAGCAGGUUGAAGACGAAAGAGUGGAUGACGGCAGGAGGGAGCAGUCCAGCCCUCUGUCUUUCCAGGCCCCCUCCUCUGUUUUACACCCCCAUGCAGCUCUGGAAGGCUUAGGUGGCCCUGCCGGUGGUCCUCCAUUGAUAUUUGCAAGUGACAGGGAGCGUUCUAUGGCCUUUCAGGCUCUGGCCCAAUUUGGACAUCAAAGCUUAGCCAGGUAUCCUGAGCUUUUCUUGCGAGGGCUGGAAAUGCAUGAAAGAGGAGUGAUGGAGGGAGACGAUCCAGGAAGGACACUCAUGCCGGCUCUACAGCGCGACAGAUGGGCAGAUGAAGGGGAUGAGGAAAAUGGAGAGGAGGAGCCAGAAGAAGAGGACUAGUUGUAAAGAAACUGUUCUUGUGGUGAAGCAUCCACAGUAAAAGAUUAUCAAAAAAAAUUAAAUACAUAAAUUAUCUCAGGUGGCUGGAUAAAGGACCCGCUGCUUCAAUGCAGAGAGCACUUAAGAAAGAAACAUAUAUGCAUUUAAAAAAAAAGGAAAACGGGUUUUCUGAUCUUUAUUUUAUUUUUGUGUUCUGGUUGUUGGCAAUUUGUGUUAUGUACCUUUAUUAUUCAGUUUUUUGUUUGCAGUUUAAUCUAAGUCAUCUUAGUCUGAUCUUAAAUGAUUCAAAAACUUGACUCUCAUGCUGGUGUGUUGAAUUUGGAGGUUGUAUCACCGGUAUGCUUCUUACUAUGCAAACUAAAGUAUAGGUCUGCUGAGGGAACAAACUUUUAUUUAUAUAUAAAAUAUAUAUAUAUAAAUUUCAAUUUCAAACCUAGUUGGAUUGCAAAAGUAAGGUUGACCUCUGGUGGUUGUUAAUGGAAAUGCGUCUUCAUAAAUCAAAACUUGUUUGCAGUAAUAGAUGGGAACACAUUUGCUUUAAAUUUGGUGCUUGAACCAAAGACCUGCAUUUUUUUUAAAUAUUUUUUUGACAGAAGAGAUGUGAAUUGUAGCCAAUGUUGGGUUUGAACGUUAGAUUCCUCCCAACGAAGUCGACAGCCAUGAAAAAAGACUUCCAUGUCUGAGGGUCUCAGAUCCGCAGUAGCCUCUGUUGAAUGCCUGACCAAAAGAGACAAAGUCUGGGUCGAUUGAUUGAUCUAAUCUAUUUUUUUUAAAUAUAUUUUUCGGUACAUUUAAGUCUUGCGCACUCAUUUGGGUUCUUUGUUUGAAAAACAAAAAGGCAAGAGAAGGGCAAGUUGAGAGGAUUUCUUCCUAAUGUACCCCCCCCCUCUCUGUAUUUAUUUAUUUAUUUAUUUAUAUUAUGGCUCUUCUGCUUUUGUAAGACCAAGUCCAGGAUCGAAGAUAGUUAUCUAUCCACUCCUCAUUCCAAACUUUAAAAAAAAGAGCUUUUCGCUGAACUUUUAUACGCCUAAAUGCCUUUACAUAGUCUUGAAUUCUCAUCUUUAACAAUUCUUCCACAAUUUUUUUUCUUUGCACAAUGACGCCACAGGGCUCUUAAGCAACACGGGCACAUUUUGUACUGGGGGGGAGUUAGCAGAAAGAGAACACUGCAACAAACUGGGUGGGUUAAAAGCUGCAAUGUCACUGGAACACCAAAGCUACUUUUAAACCUGCUUUUGUUUUUCUGCUUUCACACCUCAAAGAACGCCGUUCUUACUGAUCAGCCACUACUGUGACUAAAGGGGCCAUUAUCUUUUGGGUUGAUCUGAGGAGAGGAAAAACUGUUUUUCUAUGUUUUUCAUGGCGUUGUAGCAGGGUAACCACAAAUGACAGCAAUAAAAUUCUAAUUUCCAUUCUUUUCAAUGUAUCAAAAAUGCUGGUCUGGCCUUGAGAGAUUUGUUCUCUUUUUUUCUAAUUAACUUUUUUCUUAAUUUCAUUUAUUUGCACUCUAAGACUUGAGAGCUUUAAGCUUUUUCUCAACCUGACAUUAACCCAUAAUGUCAGGGUAUUCCUUAACUAUUCCAAUUUGUGAUUCCAAAUAGUACAACCAACAUAUACUUUUCUUUUUUGCAUAUAAAUACAGAGUUAUAGUCAAACAUGACAUAAUAUAUAUUGGGUUUGAAGUUGCCUUAGUUUUUUUUGCGCAGUAUAUCUUCUCAGGAACUCUUAAGCAAUGCACUAAGUGAUUAUACAUACAACAUAAAAUGAUAAAAGUGGUGCUGCACAGUGAUCGACACUCUUCAUGCAAAUGGCAGUAAAGCUAUAAGAUUUCAUAGAUUUUCUGCUUUCAAAAAACAACUUAGUUCCAUGAAAUAAAAGUGAGCUAUUGGUUUUUGCUGAAACCUGUCUAACUGGAAAAGCAGUGUGACAGUUGGUCCUGUGCAUGAAGGGUGUUGGUGCUUCCAAUCACAGCUUUGCGAAUGAAUGACAGUUAACCGCCAGCUGUGAAAUGUGCAUUACAAUGUGAGCUGCUUUUUUUCCUUGGCUUUGGUGAAGGGACGAAGGGGGACGGUCUAAGAGGUGCCCCCCGUUUAUCAGGGAUAACAUCAUUUGUCUUUCCAUUUGUAGAGGACCUUGUUUUUUUAGAAAUAUGGAUUCAUUUUCCCAGUUUGUUUCAGUUGAUGUAAUGACAAAUAAAGAAAUCUAAUCCUGCA